Messenger RNA from Telopea speciosissima, 1068 nucleotides. RefSeq names its product methylenetetrahydrofolate reductase 1-like. NCBI's taxonomy places the organism in Eukaryota, Viridiplantae, Streptophyta, Magnoliopsida, Proteales, Proteaceae. The record is from RefSeq and is a predicted model, not a curated record. Gene Ontology annotation, molecular function: FAD binding; methylenetetrahydrofolate reductase [NAD(P)H] activity. Gene Ontology annotation, biological process: tetrahydrofolate interconversion. The coding region runs from base 70 to 1068 and encodes 332 amino acids. Gene Ontology annotation, cellular component: cytosol. The transcript is spliced from 2 exons.
AAGAAGAAGAAGGAAAGAGGCCUGUAUUCAAGGUGCUGAAGAGAAAGAAGGAGAGGGUAGAGGAAGAUAAUGAAGGUGAUAGAGAAGAUCAAAGCAGCUUCAAAGGAAGAACAAGAAGUGUUGUUCUCAUUCGAAUACUUCCCACCUAGGACACAAGAUGGUGUUGACAAAAUGCUUGAGCAAUUGGAUCGUAUGUCACUCCAUAGUCCAGCUUAUUGGGACAUCACCUGGAGAGACUCUGCUGCAAAACUCAGCCUUGAGAUGGCCAAUGUGAUGCAAAACUUGUUCUCAAUUGAAACCAUGAUGCACCUCACCUGCACCAAAAUGCCUGUAGAGGAAAUUGAUCAUGCCCUUGAUACCAUCAAGUCCCAAGGUCUCCACAAUGUUCUUGCCCUUCGUGGUGAUCCCCCUCUUGGCCAAGACAAGUUUGUCAAGACUGAAGGCGGGUUCGAAUGCGCCCUCGACCUAGUAACCCAUAUUCGAAACAAGUAUGGUGACUACUUUGGUAUUACCAUCGCCGGUUAUCCGGAGGCACACCCCGAUGUGCUACGGAUCGAUGAUGGUUUACCAACUUCUGAAGGAUACCAAAAUGAUCUUGCUUACUUGAAGAGGAAGGUUGAUGCAGGGGCAGAUCUUAUCAUCACUCAACUAUUCUUUGAUACCAAUAUUUUUCUUAAUUUUGUGAAUGAUUGUCGACAAAUUGGAAUUACGUGUCCAAUUGUUCCGGGCAUUUUGCCAAUCAAUGACUAUAAGGGCUUCUUGAAGAUGACUAAUCUUUGCAAGACAAAGAUACCAACUGAAAUAACCACUGCACUGGAGUCUAUUAAGGACAAUGAAGAAGCUGUUAGGGCUUAUGGAAUUCACAUUGGAACUGAGAUGUGCAAGAAGAUUUUGGCUCAUGGGAUUAAGACAUUGCAUUUCUAUACUGUUAACAAGGAGAUACCAGCAUUGUCUAUAUUAAUGAAUCUUGGGUUAAUCAGUGAGAUCAAUAUCUCAAGGCCCCUGCCAAUAAACGAGGAAGACGUCAAAAAAAUGUCGUCGGAGUUGAAGAAGAUGCUUCGUCGUUGA